Messenger RNA from Penicillium paradoxum, 2391 nucleotides. RefSeq names its product LIM domain protein. NCBI's taxonomy places the organism in Eukaryota, Fungi, Ascomycota, Eurotiomycetes, Eurotiales, Aspergillaceae. The record is from RefSeq and is a predicted model, not a curated record. The transcript has 3 exons. The coding region runs from base 1 to 2391 and encodes 796 amino acids. Gene Ontology annotation, cellular component: Z disc; nucleus. Gene Ontology annotation, molecular function: transcription coregulator activity.
AUGCAUAAACAUACUGGCCAGAGGAAGAUAUCUCCUCCGGGGCCGUCGUUCAUGUCCAAUGAUCAAGUUGGUGAGUGGUUGUCUCAUGUUCAACUGCUCGCAACAUACUUGAAGGACCUACGGGCAAACCGUCCUGCCCGUCCGACCGGAUCCCGCCCUUACCCUGGUAGAGCAGCUGCGUCAACGAGUUCGGUGCCCGAUAAUCCCCCAAGGGCAUCCUCGGCAUUUUCCAUGCACAGGCCGGUUGAAGAUGAAAUCAAAGAUCACCCUCGUCCAGGCAGUGCGAUGUCUCAUCGUCGGGCAAAUUCCUAUGUGCCUGGCGGCGGCGCAAUGGGUCGUCCUUUAGCCCAGGAACCACGUACGCAUUCAAUCCGAAAGAACGUAUUUCCGGCACAAAUACAAUCGCGAAUUAUCCCCAUCCCAACAUCUCCAACCCUAUCUUAUCGGGAAAAUGGUCAACGACGACAUGAAAAGGAAGAGGCACGGUUAUUACGAGAUGCCUUGCAGAACAUGGAUGUGCAGGACGAUAUUGGUCUUCACCAAGCAGCCCAAGAUGAGGCUACAGAGCUAGUUUGGAUGCACCAGAACCCUGGGAAAUCUUUCAAGAACCCGUAUGCGCCAUACCACAAUCCCGAUGCCAACCGACGCAGUGAGAGCCCUGUCCGGAGUCCUGUCCGGAGCCCUGUCCGAACUGGUUCACGGGGGUUUGGCUCCCCAACUCACAAAUUCAGUCAAUCAACUGGCUCGUGUAUGUCUGAUGCUGGUAGCUCCAGCCCUGAAUCAAUUCAGAAGCGAUCAUCUCUGGCUGGACCUUCGAAGAAGAAUCUCAAAGUCAACUUUAAGCUACCUGACGAAGAGCCCGAGCCGCCUGUUGAGCCCAGGCCGCCCAGUGUCAGUAGUGACUCUUCUAAAGGAAUUUUUAGGAAUCCCAAUGACCAAAUCUAUGAAGAGCCUGUUGAUGUUCAGAAGCAGCAUAAAGAAAAGCCUACUUUUUCUAAGUCCGACUCUUCAGCUUUGAAAAGCAAACCGCGCAACGCUUUGGGACGCAUCCCUAGACCAUUGCCUUGGUUGCAGAAUAGAGUCCACAGUAGCCCUGUGAUGGAUAAAAUCUCGCGAUUCGAAUCCCAAAAGACCUCUCCAACUCAGCCGCGUAAUGCCGACUAUACUCGAAACGGAAGCGCUACUCCCCCUCCCACCCAGUCCCAUAACGCUGGCUACACUCGGAACGAGAGUGCUUCUCCUACUCCGCCUCCAUCUGAAGACAAGAACGAAAGUUUCCCCACCAGCGAGGGAAAAGAAAGACGAAGUGAUGAGAUCCGUGCAGCUACUAGCAAAAGAAGAGGAGAUCGGAGUGAGAAGCUACCAAUGCCUUCAGCCGUCAGUGAUCGGGUUGGACGCCCAAUUGUGAGCUUUGACAAAACAUGGCAACCAACUAAUGAGCCAAAGCCUGAGCGUCCAAGCCUCCCUAUCAUUGAGGUAGCAGCGCCGGCCAUUGAAGUCUCAGCCCCCUCAAUUGAGGUCUCCGAGGCUCCUUCCAUCCCCGUGAUCAACAUUCCCGAUAUCAAAGUACCAACGAUUUCAGAGAUAGAGGCAUCCUCUAAACAAGCGAACAAAACAAUGCCUCAGACAGCAAGAAAUAGCCCGACUAAACCGGGUUCCACGAGAAAACAGGGAUCCGAAAUGCAGAAUCGUUGGUAUUCGCCCUAUAUACGAUCUGGUGUCCCAACUGCAAGCUGUGAACUAUGUUCGCUUGGCAUUUCCGGAAAAAUUGUGACCGCUGGCGGAUGUCGAUUCCACCCUGAAUGUUUUACUUGUUUCCACUGCCACACAGCCCUCGAAUGCGUGGCUUUCUACCAAGAACCCGAGGCUAGCAGAGCCGAGAGACUCGCAACUGGGGUUGAUGACCGUGAUGCCCGUGUGCCCCGGUUCUACUGCCAUUUAGAUUUCCACGAGAUGUUCAGUCCCCGCUGCAAGAGUUGCAAGACCCCUAUAGAAGGAGAAGUGGUGGUGGCAUGCGGUGCCGAAUGGCAUGUCGGCCACUUCUUCUGCGCAGAGUGCGGUGAUCCUUUUGAUUCCCAAACGCCCUUCGUUGAGAAAGAUGGAUUCGCAUGGUGUCUCCACUGCCACUCACGCCGUACUGCACCACGUUGCCUAGGCUGCAAGCAGCAUGUCCUGGAUGAGGUUGUCAUCACCGCAAUCGGCGGCCAGUGGCAUGAGCACUGCUUCAACUGCUACGAAUGUGGCGAAGGAUUCGGCCCUGAGGGUCGAUUUUUCGUUCGUGAAGGGGAGCCUAAACGGACAGCCAAGGGUCGCAUCAUCGGCGGCCCGGUUCAAUUGGCCAUCUGCGAGAGAUGUGAAGGCAUCCGCCUCAAGGCGCCUGGGAUGUGCUAG